CAUCAGUCCUCCCUCCUUCCCUCCCUCCUCAGCAUCAAGUGCAGCCUGAGCGGAGCGUCCCGGCGGCGACUUUUCUCAGACAGUUGCUGGAGAGCAAUGAGGAGAAGACAGCCGCCGCCUGCGAGCUGAUACCAGGACGUCUGAGAUGCUCUAACAGCCGUUUGUUCUCUUCUGGGAUCAUAUUUGUGUACAUCCGAGGAGAGCAAACAAUACAUUGCGGAUUUGGGAUAAUCCAUCAAUCGGAUGCGAGCAGAGCCAGGCCCAACUUAACAAUGGGCCCCAUACCGCUGUGCGUCCUGCUCCCGGUGACGGUGCUGGCUGUGGCAGCAGCUGUAGCUGCUGAGGACCACUCGAUUGAUGACCAGUACACCUGGCCACAGUGGAAGGUACCACUGGUUAGGAAACGACGCACUGUGCCUCUUAGCAACCCCAACUUCUCAGCUCAUCCUCAACAAGAGCUGAGCGGGACGUGCGGGAUCGAGUGUCAGCGUCACCUGCCUUCGCCUUCUCUGGACGACUUGGAGCAGUUUUUGUCCUAUGAGACGGUGUAUGAGAAUGGGACACGUACAUAUACCUCAGUUUCUUUGCAGGGUAUGAAUGAGGUGGCUGCCUGGUCAAGAAACGGCUCGUCUGGCUCUCGCCACAAACGAGAAGUGUACGGUACAGAUACCCGCUUCACCAUCGCUGAUAAACAGUUCUCUACCAAAUAUCCCUUCUCCACCUCUGUGAAGAUCUCCACAGGAUGUUCUGGAGUUCUGGUCUCCCCCAAACAUGUGCUUACAGCUGCCCACUGCAUCCAUGACGGAAAGGAUUAUCUUGAAGGAGUGCAGAAGCUGCGUGUUGGUAUUCUAAAGGAGAAGUCCAAACGAGGGAAAGGAGGCAAAGGGAGAGGAGGGAGAGGAAAGGGUAAAAAAAGAAAGGGCGACAGAGCUAAAGAGGAAGCCCAGGAUAAGGAGGAGAAUGCUGGGAAAGAGGGGCGUAAAGGAAAAGGGAAAGGCAGAAAGAGUCGGAGUCGUAGAAGUGCUGAAUCUGGAAAGCCUUCAUUUAGGUGGACCAGGGUCAAACAGACCCAGGUUCCUAAGGGCUGGUUCAAAGGCGUGUCUGAUGGACUGGCUGCGGAUUAUGACUAUGCCGUUCUGGAGCUGAAGAAAGCACCGAAAGUAAACCACAUGGAUCUGGGUGUCAUCCCCUCAGUCAAGAAGGUUCCUGCUGGGCGGAUCCACUUCUCCGGCUUUGACGAUGACCGACCUGGUAACUUAGUGUACCGGUUCUGCUCCGUGUCUGAGGAAUCCAAUGACUUGCUGUAUCAGUACUGCGAUGCUAAACCUGGCUCUAGCGGCUCUGGAGUGUACAUUCGCCUCAAAGAGCCAGGCAAGAAGAAGUGGAAGAGGAAGGUUAUUGGGGUUUUCUCUGGUCAUCAAUGGGUGGAUGUUAACGGGAACGGGAUGCAGCAGGAUUACAACGUGGCUGUGAGGAUAACGCCCCUCAAAUAUGCUCAGAUCUGCUACUGGGUCCACGGGGAUUCGAGUGAGUGUCAAGUAGCCUGAGACAACACAGCACUGCUUUAUCCACCAUCCCUUUUACUCCGAUCCACUUCCAUAAACAGACUCACCCGUCACCUUGUAUCACCAAGCAGGGGCCAGACGACUGUCUCUCCUCUCCCUGUCUUCCUGUCGUCUGCGUUGCCUCCAAAUAGAUCUGGCUACACUGUUCGACAUGAACACACACAGCCAAGCAGACUCAGUCUUGACAGCAACAGGAACUCAUCAAUCCAUCGAGAGGACUGUGGCCUGUCAACUUUUCUAAUUUAUUUGCUUUAAAAAAAUUGAAUUAAAAAAGAUUUUCAGAUCUGCAGAUUCUACUUUAAGUUUUUUUUUUUUUUACUUAAAAACAAAAUUAAUCUCUUUGGAGACAAUGUUGAAAAGGGUAUUUACUGUAAGCCCUGCUACGUUUAUAGUUCUCCUAGUUUUUGAACCAAGAGAAGAGACUGUAAUUUAAAAAAUGUUUUCCACCACUGUAAAAAAAAAGAAAAACAAAACAAAAAGAAAAAAACAAAACAAAUAUACAUUGGUGUAAUGAAAGACCCAGACACAAACUAAUGUAACAUAUUGAAAGAAAAAAAAAGAGAAAACUUUUUAUGACCAUUUUAAUUGAUAACAGAAUGUUUUGCAUUGUGUAUAUCUAGAAUAUUGUGUUAGUUUAAUUUUUUACAGCUACCUUUUCAAGAUGAUUUUUCUGUCUCAAUAGAGAAAGCAUCCUUUUAGAUGCUGUAUAGAUUUUUUUUUUUUUUAAUGAUUUAUGAGUUUCAUCAUUUUCUCUGUUUUUGCAACAGUGAAAUGUGGUUUCAUUGUUGUGCACAUAAACAUAUAGGAGCAAAUCCAGAAGACGUGGUGCUAAUUUAUGGGACUGUAAGCUUUAUGUUUUCUUUUUCCAGAAAAUAUUUUGAUGGCCUAGUACUGUAACUGUGUAUUUAAUGUGAGGCUACAUAUUUGGGUGGUGUUACAAUGGGACUGAACCAUUCAACACUUUACUUGAGCUGUUUAUAUUUCUGUAUUUCUAAAUGAAUUUUUGACAAGCAUUUUAACAAGUUUAAAAUUGGAAUGUAACAUCUUUGACUUUUUUCUUUUUCUUUAUUAUUAUUAAUGUUAUUAUUUGCUUUUCAUUUUUAUUUUUUAAUUCAGGAGUAUCCAUUUUGAAUACCAAAUACUUAAAAUUAAUUAUGCAAACUGAAGAUUACCAACCAUUAAAGCAAAAUUUUCUAUGUG
This is a messenger RNA of Melanotaenia boesemani (Boeseman's rainbowfish), 2765 nucleotides long. It is a transcript of the gene prss35, whose product is annotated as serine protease 35. Gene Ontology annotation, biological process: proteolysis. Lineage: Eukaryota; Metazoa; Chordata; Actinopteri; Atheriniformes; Melanotaeniidae. The transcript is spliced from 2 exons. Gene Ontology annotation, molecular function: serine-type endopeptidase activity. Bases 273 to 1547 code for a protein of 424 amino acids. The record is from RefSeq and is a predicted model, not a curated record.